GCUUUCUUCAUGUCAUAUUUCUGACAUUUUAUUCUUUGAUAUUUUAGAGGAAAAGCCGUACAGUCAUGAAUAUCGCAUUUUUAAGUACCGUUGGAUUAUUAUUCAUUGUAAGUUUACAAACUGCUAAAGGCUGUGACAAAACGCCGCGUCGUUUUUCGGACUGUUCAACUUCAACCUCGUCUGAGUGGUGUUAUUGGGAGAGGGAGAGGAGGAAAAGGUAUCCGAGAGAUUGGGAUGGUUUGUAUUAUAGUGUCGAUAUAAAAGAUAAUCCCUGUCUGUUUGGUACAUACGAUCAUAAUCACGAUGGCACCAUCGUCAAAGAUGAAAUGUAUGCUGUCCUAGGAAACACAGAGAAAAGUAAUGGUCUAUUCAAGGACAUGGAUAAACUGCCAACUAAUGGUGGAAUAGAUGAAGAAGAAUUCAUCGCAAUGUCGAACAUGAUCAUCAAAGAAUGUGUUGAAUUUAAUGAAUAGAUAGAAAGCACCGUUACAGAAUUUCUGCCCUGGACAAAGACAUGGACAAAGAUAAACGUCAUGCAAUCUUGAUAGGAUGACAGAAAUAUCAAUUGCUUCAUAUAUACAAUUAUAAUACUUACACUUCAAAGUUUGAGCAAAAGAAGUAACCAAUAAAUGUGACUUUGCAUCUUCAGAUUAAAUAUCUUUGAAAACUAUCAUCUUUGUAAUAAAUAAAAAAUAAAAUAAGUUCUUUCCCAUUCCAAUGAUUCAUAAUUGAUGUAGCUUUCUAUA
This is a messenger RNA of Ruditapes philippinarum (Manila clam), 746 nucleotides long. RefSeq lists its product as uncharacterized. Bases 66 to 473 code for a protein of 135 amino acids. The transcript is spliced from 4 exons. The record is from RefSeq and is a predicted model, not a curated record. Lineage: Eukaryota; Metazoa; Mollusca; Bivalvia; Venerida; Veneridae.